Molecule: messenger RNA, 2754 nt
Organism: Nelumbo nucifera (sacred lotus)
Lineage: Eukaryota; Viridiplantae; Streptophyta; Magnoliopsida; Proteales; Nelumbonaceae
Source: RefSeq, a predicted model, not a curated record
AUGGCGGGUAAAUGCGCUUCUGCAUGGCUUCUGUCAUUUUUGUUAUUCUUCCUGUUUGUGUUCUGUGAUGCGGAUUCGGGUGGUGAGGGAGGUUGCACGAGAAACAGUUCUCUGGUUGAUUUUGAGUCGGAAUUCGUUAUGGUGCAGCAUCAGUUGAGAGGGGUGUUUAAGGUGAUCGACGAUUGUUCUUUCAGGGUUAGCAAAUUCGAUAUGAUCGAGGGUUCUGACGUUCAGUGGUGGGGUGCCCUCGGUGAUGCUUUUGAGAAUCUAACGGCGGGGUUCGUGAUUUCUGAUGAGAAGUUGAACAGAACUUAUAAAGGCGAAAGCUUUUCUGUUCGUCUCAACAACGUUACGUGGGACCAGAUCAAAGUGAUUGCUGUUUGGGACGAACCAACUGCGUCUGAUUUUGGUCAUGUUCUUCUCGGAAACAUGAGAAACAAUUCGGCGUCUCCUUUGAAUUCUUCGGCCCCUGGUUCUUAUUCGGCGCCAUUGCCGUCCCCGUCAAUCGGGAACAAUUCUAGUGGAGGGAAUAGCCAGCUUUACGAACAACCGACGAUGUUCGAUAACUGUAAGAUCCUCGCCAACAAUUACCGACUCAGGUGGACACUGAACCUCGAGGCGGAUUUGAUCGACAUUGGCCUGGAGGCAGCUCAGGGAUCCGAAUACUAUAUGGCAUUUGGAUGGGCACAUCCCAAUUCUUCUAAUGAGUUGAUGCUCCAUGCUGAUGUCGCUGUGACUGGGUUUACAGAGGAAGGAACGCCGUUUGCUGACGAUUAUUUCAUUACCAGAUACAGUGAGUGCUUGCUGAGCAAGGAUGGUUCAGUCGAGGGUGUUUGUCCUGAUACCAUCUACGAAGGAUCUGACCCCAUUGGGCUGGUGAACAAUACCAGGUUGGUAUAUGGACACAGGAUCGAUGGAGUAUCCUUCAUUCGUUAUCAGCGGCCUCUGCAAUCUGUUGACAUAAAGUAUGACUUACCUGUGGAUCAUACCAAGAACAUGACCGUCAUAUGGGCUCUAGGGUUGAUAAGGCCCCCUGACGUCCUCCGCCCAUAUUACCUUCCCCAGAACCAUGGUGGACCUCCGCUUGUGACUCAUGGGCAUCUGACCCUCAAUGUUUCAGAGCACGUAAACGAUUGUUUAGGGCCAUUAGAAGCAGAAGGUAAGGAGGAUGAAGACCUUAUUUUUGCAGAUGAAAAGACCACACUGGUUGUUGUGGCUGGUCCAGCACUGCAUUACCCAAAUCCACCCAAUCCAUCAAAAGUUCUUUAUAUCAACGAGAGAGAGGCUCCAGUGCUGAGAGUGGAACGAGGGGUUCCAGUAAAAUUCUCAAUACAAGCUGGGCAUGAUGUUGCUUUCUACAUAACUUCGGAUCCAGUUGGUGGGAAUGCAACCUUUAGAAACAUGUCAGAAACUAUAUAUGCCGGAGGGCCAGAGGCUGAAGGAGUCCCAGCUAGUCCAAUGGAUUUGGUUUGGGCUCCUGCUCGGAAUACACCUGAUGAGGUUUAUUAUCAGUCAUUGUAUGGACAGAAAAUGGGUUGGAAAGUGCAGCUGGUUGAUGGAGGUCUUUCUGAUAUGUAUAACAACAGUGUUGUUCUGGAUGAUGAGCAAGUUACACUUUUCUGGACACUUUCAGAUAAGUCAAUAUCCAUAGCAGCUCGAGGUGAGAAGAAAAGUGGUUAUCUUGCAGUAGCAUUUGGUAGUGGGAUGGUGAAUAGCUUUGCUUAUGUGGGUUGGAUUGAUGAAACUGGCAAAGGUCGAGUGAACACAUACUGGAUCGACGGGCAGGAGGCCGCCGCUGUGCAUCCAACUAGAGAGAAUUUGACACAUAUUAGAUGCAAGUCAGAGGAUGGUAUUAUCACUUUUGAGUUUACCCGCCCCUAUUAUCCUUCAUGUGUUCCAGGUAGCAGGCCAGAAUGCGACAAUAUCAUUGACCCAACAACUCCUCUUAGAGUUGUUUGGGCCAUGGGAGCUAGGUGGUCGGAGAAUCGUCUGAGUGAGGCAAACAUGCAUUCUACUACAAGCAGCAGACCUGUUCGUGUGCUGCUUAUAAGUGGCUUAGCUGAGGCAGUAGAGGACUUACGCCCUGUUUUAGCUGUGCAUGGUUGUAUGAUGUUUGUUGCUUGGGGUAUGAUGUUUCCAGGUGGGAUAUUGGCAGCUAGGUACCUAAAACACUUGGGUAACGAAUGGUACCAGCUUCAUAUCUACUUACAGUACUCAGGUUUAGCCAUAAUUGUACUUGGUGUUCUUUUUGCUGUUGCUGAGCUUCGGGGUUUCUUCUUUGGCUCUGUACAUGCCAAGUUUGGAGUUGCUGCUAUAGUUUUGGCUUUCCUUCAGCCCCUCAAUGCAUCUAUAAGACCAGAAGUAACUGCUAAUGGAGAGGUGGUUUCCUCCAAAAGUACGCUUAGGAUCCUGUGGGAGUACUUACAUGUCGUUUCAGGGAGAUGUACCUUAGUAGUUGGCUUUUCAGCGCUUCUUAGUGGGAUGAAGCAUUUAGGAGACAGAUACGGAGGUCAGAAUGUUAGAGAACUUAACUGGGUUAUGAUGAUAUGGUUCUUGAUGGGUUCAUUACUGGUUAUGCACUUGGAAUACAAUGAAAAGAGAAAAAGAGAGAGAAGCUUUCUGAGAAGCAACUUGGGGUUGGACAACAUUGAUGAACGAGAUGAUUCUAUAGAUCUUUUGUGCUCCGACGACAGAACACAAGAACCAUGUCCCUCCGAAGGAAUGGAAGUUGAGCUAGAACCUUUGAGCAGAUAG